This is a messenger RNA of Colossoma macropomum (tambaqui), 2716 nucleotides long. Its product is annotated as C-type lectin domain family 4 member M-like. Lineage: Eukaryota; Metazoa; Chordata; Actinopteri; Characiformes; Serrasalmidae. The record is from RefSeq and is a predicted model, not a curated record. Bases 103 to 1968 code for a protein of 621 amino acids. The transcript has 6 exons. Gene Ontology annotation, molecular function: signaling receptor activity.
AAGAACAGAAGCACUUUAAAAGACACAUUUCAACCAUUGUUAAAGCCCUGUGGAGAACCUAUCCGAACUGAUUCACACACGUCUGUAGGACCAGGCUGAAGAAUGGAGAUGAGGGAGAAUAUCUUUAUAAAUGCAAAGUCAAAGAUUACUAAAGUCAGCAAACCUGAUUCAGAAGACUGUGACAGUUUGUUUGAAGAAAUUCUUGUAAAUGAAGAGAACCUGAAGACUCACAUGACCAGAAGCACCAAUGAAUCUGAGAACGCAGGUGAGAAAACAGCAAGGUGUAGUGAACGCUGGAUGGUCAGUCGUGAGGGACACAUCAUCUGGAAUAACACUAAAAGGAGCAGAUGCAACAGACUGGCUAUACUGUGUCUUGAGCUGCUCUGCAUUGUCUUUCUGGUUGCCAUCAUACUUAUGUCUAUUGAGAAAGACCAGUUACAGACCAGUUACAACAACCUGACUGUAGAGAGAGAGCAGUUACAGACCAGUUACACCAAAUUAAUUACAGAAAGAGACCAGUUAAAGACAGGUAACAACAAGCUAAUCAUAGAGAGAGAACAGUUACAAACCAGUUACACCAACCUGACUGUAGAGAGAGACCAAUUACAGACCAGUUACACCAAUGUGACUGUAGAGAGAGACCGGUUACUGACCAGUUAUGACAACCUAAUCACAGAGAGAGACCACUUAAAGACCAGUUACACUAACCUGACUGUAGAGAGAGACCAGUUACUGACCGGUUACGGCAACCUAAUCACAGAGAGAGACCAGUUACAGACCAGUUACACCAACCUGACUGUGGCAAGAGACCAGUUACUGACCAGUUACGCCAACCUAAUCACUGAGAGAGACCAGUUACAGACCAGUUACACCAACCUAAUCACAGAGAGAGACCAGUUACAGACCAGUAACACCAACCUAAUUGCAGAAAGAGACCAGUUAAAGACCAGUAACAACAAGCUAAUCAUAGAGAGACAGCAGUUACAGAACAGUUACACCAAUGUGACUGUAGAGAGAGACCAGUUACAGACCAGUUACAACAACCUAAUCACAGAAAGAGACCAGUUACAGACCAGUAACACCAACCUGACUGUAGAGAGAGACCAGUUACAGACCAGUUACGACAACCUAAUCACAGAGAGAGACCAGUUACAGACCAGUUACACCAACCUGACUGUAGCAAGAGACCAGUUACUGACCAGUUACGCCAACCUAAUCACUGAGAGAGACCAGUUACAGACCAGUUACACCAACCUAAUCACAGAGAGAGACCAGUUACAGACCAGUAACACCAACCUAACUGCAGAAAGAGACCAGUUAAAGACCAGUAACAACAAGCUAAUCACAGAGAGACAGCAGUUACAGAACAGUUACACCAAUGUGACUGUAGAGAGAGACCAGUUACAGACCAGUUACAACAACCUAAUCACAGAAAGAGAUCAGUUACAGACCAGUAACACCAACCUGACUGUAGAGAGAAACCAGUUGCAGACCAGUUACAACAACCUGACUUUUGAAAAACAACAGCUACAGGUUAAAAUUCAGCAAAUAGCAAAGGAAAAGGAAGACUUACAGAGCAGCUCCAACACCAUGAGAAACCAGAUGGACCUUUUGCAGAAGGAGAAAAACAGACUUCAGCAGAAGCUGAAUGACUUACGUGCACAAAAUGGGUUGGGAUGGUUGUACUUCAGGUCCAGUCUUUACUACAUCGCUCUUGAGAAUAAGAACUGGUAUGAUAGCAGACAGUACUGCAGACAGAAAGACGCUGACCUGGUGAUCAUAAACAGCAGAGAAGAACAGGAUUUCCUCUUCAGUAUUUUAGGCAAAACUGAGGGGAUUAUGCUUUGGAUUGGUCUGACUGACAGUCACGCAGAGGGCUCGUGGAAAUGGGUGGACGGCUCAGCACUGACCACUACCAGAAACAAUGGGGAGUCAGCAGUAAGUAAGGUUACAUCGUCUGAAAAAUGAAAUAAAAUGUAGGAAGAAAACUGAAAGAUCAGCGUCCACAAAGAACCAGAACCAGGGUACAAGACAGAGGACUUCAGAGUGACGAUGAAGUUAUGUUUUCUGCUGGAAAGGUGGGGUCAAAUACUUACUUUGUUGUCUGGCAUUGUCAACAUGACUAAAAAGUUACAUGGUUGAAUUUUUAAAAAAGUAUAAAUAUGCGUCAAAGUAUAGCAGUAUUUUGGUGCUAGCAUUAAUCCUAACAUUCCCGCUACAUACCCGAGCGAAAGCUUUUAUCCACCUACAAAUAGAAGUCGUCCACAUGACUCUAGUUCCAUUCUGCAGCAUUUAGUAUUGUUGUGAAAGUGUUUGGUCCAAAUCAGGAAGAGUAAAUAAUAAGCUGACCUGCUGUCAGCUGCUGUCACUUUCUCAGUCAGGUCAGUUUCAACUGUGAGUGACAGCAAAGAUAGAAAAUGAUUUACAAACAAACAUUACAUAGCGCUGCUCGAUGCAUUUGGUAGCUGUUGUGCGUUACUUGAACAGAUAUUGGUUAAAUUGAUUAUGACAGCUGUAUCAGUUAUUGACUACACAGAAUUAAAAAAAAAAAAAACAUUUCUUGUAGUUAUCAUUAACUUAACUUCCACAUCCGUUGAGCAACACUGCCAACGCAGACCGUCACUUCACUGUCAAAUAAGGAGAAGAUGACUACCUCUCCACAACAUCGGGAGCAGUAUAGAAGCUUUGUAUCACCCUUGCCACUAGGUGUCAGUAU